GCGUUGUGUUGUUAGUCUUUAGCGAAUUGUAACGUGUGAAGCAUCUUAAAAGGGAUCUUUCUUGAGAAACAUGAACAUAAUUCUGUAACAGAAGCUAAACAAAAAAUUUACGAAAAUGAUGACUCUCGUCAUUAGUGGAUCCGUGAUAUUCGCUCUGAUGCUGGUGACUAAUGGCCAACAACUCUCACAAUUAUGGGAAGGCAGUGGAGCAGAUGUAGCCGGUAAUGCUCCUCCUUCGAUUGAUGACUAUGUCAACUGCCCACCAGAUGAUUCAAGCCUGACUGAUGAGGAUACUCUGUUCAUUCCGAAUGUAGCAAUAGAAGAUGUAGUAUACCUUGACAGCAAUGAAACUGCAAUGGAAUUGGUUACCGGAGAGAAUUUAACAAACGCAAGGAAACAGGAAUGGUUGGACGAAAAUUUAUCCAGUGGGGAUAUGGAGGGCAUAACGUUGAUAAACACCAAUGAAAUUGAUUCUGAAACAAUGGAAUCAAGACUUUCAGGCUUCGUCGACAACGAUGGGGACGCAACAGUAUUGACAUCACCAAACUAUCCUGACCCCUAUCCGAAUUUCGUGAACAGCUACGAAUCCUACUCGGUAACAGGUGGGAUAGGGGUGCAGAUAAUGGUACAUAGUGUUGAUUUGGACCAUCAAACGGAUUUCCUGUACAUCCGUGGUGGAUCGGUAGAAGACGAAGACGAGAAGGGUCCAGUUCUAACAGGAACGAUCAAAGAACCUAUGCGUUUUCUUGUUCCCCACACUACAACUUUCUCGGUUCAUUUUGUGUCCCAACAUAACGGAUCGGAACCUCAGACGCAUCAAGGAUUUCGGCUAUCGUACAGCCCAUUUGGAACUAUGGCCACGCCGACGACUCCAACCACAACGGAGAUGAUUGUUCCUCAAGACGAACUGCAGUGGGCUCGGAAGGAGAUCUCUCUGAGCCCUGCGAUGUCUCAGUCCUCCGAAACCUGGUCUCUCGUCAGAAUGGCCCUAUCAAACAGUACCAACGCAUUCAUCGAGCAAAACCAGUUAAAAUAUAAACCAAGUCGACCGGAUGAUAUUCGAAUCCACGCUCAAAAGUGCCCGGACACCUGGCCAAAGUACGAAGAAUGUGUAACGCUACGAUUUGCCACUCCGCUGAGACCGAUCGUCCCGGAGGUCGAGGACGAACCGGAAGGGUUUGGAAUGGACGACAAGGGUAAAUUGAAAAUGAAAGGCUUCAUACCGCUGACCACUACCGAGGCACCGGAACCGGAGUAUCAACUCAGCGAGGCUAAUCUCGAGCAAAUGUGGACCGAAUUCGGCUCGAUGGCGCUUGCGGAGCUGGGAAUCGAGGUGUACCAAAUGCCCGAGAAUUCGUCUGUUCUGUUGAUCUGGCUGACGAUAAGCUUGUGUAUCGUGGCGGCGUUCCUCUUCGUCCUGUACAGCAUUUGGAAGAUCGAUUUCUUCAAGGAUUACAGGAGAAUGUCUAUGCUGAGUCGUGACACGCAGGACGAAGACCGUGGCGAGUUGAAGAAGAAAGAAUUCGAUAUCUCGAUGUUCCCUUCACCGCAUCAAAUAGUUCCAAGUUUAUUCCCAACCGGGGAUCCAUACAGCGAUCGUAGUACUGAAUAUGCCUACGAAAACGCGACGGUCAACCCUUGGGCCGCAGAACUAAACGAAUCCCACAGAGAUGCCCUCAACACCAGUCUGGUUCCGAAGUCGCAAAGAAACCAGCAGAUGUUCGAACCAAUUUCGCCACUGGAAUACUCUCCGAGUAUUGUCGAUUUCAACGAAGUGCCAGAAUCACGAAACAACACCAAUCCAUUCCUAUCUUCCAACGAAGGGAAUUUCGGGCAGAGCUGAAAAGAAAAAAAAAACAUCAUCCAAUGCACGUGAAAACAUAAGCUUGAUUGAAGCAUUCAAACCGAAUGAAAUAAUCAUAAGUGGCUUAAACAUCAGACCUGGAUGCGUUUUCAAGCUCUGCAAUCAUUUAAUUAAUAUAACGACGCAUGCUUCCUUCUAAUCUUUAUCGUCGAGAAGUCUGAUCGGCUUAAUCUAAAAUAACAUUUGUUUUUCAAUUAAAGACAU
Toxorhynchites rutilus septentrionalis is the source of this 2068-nucleotide messenger RNA. RefSeq lists its product as uncharacterized. The transcript is spliced from 7 exons. The record is from RefSeq and is a predicted model, not a curated record. Lineage: Eukaryota; Metazoa; Arthropoda; Insecta; Diptera; Culicidae. The coding region runs from base 116 to 1843 and encodes 575 amino acids.